Syngnathoides biaculeatus (alligator pipefish) is the source of this 2338-nucleotide messenger RNA. RefSeq names its product multidrug and toxin extrusion protein 1-like. Gene Ontology annotation, cellular component: membrane. NCBI's taxonomy places the organism in Eukaryota, Metazoa, Chordata, Actinopteri, Syngnathiformes, Syngnathidae. The record is from RefSeq and is a predicted model, not a curated record. Gene Ontology annotation, molecular function: antiporter activity; xenobiotic transmembrane transporter activity. Gene Ontology annotation, biological process: xenobiotic detoxification by transmembrane export across the plasma membrane.
UAAAGUCAAUCCCAUUCGCCACAAGCAAAGUUCAUAGUAAACCAGCAAUUGUGGCGUCUAUGUUGAUAGAUGGAAUGCUUCAGCUUUCUCAUAAUGACACUCUUGCUAGUAUUUUUCCAUACAAUGUAACACUCUGAUCAACAUGGACCUCACUGACAUCUCAAUUGAAACUUCGAAGGUGCUGAGGAAUGAUUCAGAUAAGAACAAGGCCUCUUUUUGGGCAUCGUUAUUGGGACGCAUUAGAGGAUACACCCAGACAAACUGGUGCACAGAACAGAUUCAGCUUUUGAAGCUUGCGGGACCUGUGUUCCUUUCCCAGUUGAUGAUCUUCUUAAUCGGUACCAUCAGCAAGGUGUUCUGUGGCCAUCUGGGGAAAAAGGAAUUUGCAGCUGUAUCAUUGGCAACUACAGUGGUUGAUAUGACUGCUCUUUCCAUUGGGACUGGAUUGUCAUUAACUUGUGAUACCCUCAUUUCUCAGACGUUUGGAAGUGGAAACCUGAAGCGAGUGGGGGUGAUCCUCCAGAGGGGGGUUCUGAUUCUACUGCUGGCGUGUUUCCCCUGCUGGGCUGUCCUCAUCAACACUGAACUGCUUCUACUCCUUUGCAAACAGAGCCCAGAGGUGGCCAGAUUGGCUCAACUUUAUGUAAAGAUCUUCAUGCCUGCUCUGCCGGCGGUAUUCAUGCAUUAUCUGAUGGGAAAAUACCUUCAAAACCAGAGGAUUAUUUGGCCACAGGUCAUAACUGGUGCAAUUGGAAACAUUUUAAAUGCCACGAUCAAUUAUGUCUUCCUCCAUCUUCUGCAUUGGGGAGUUGCUGGGUCUGCUGCAGCAAAUCUGAUCUCACAGUAUGUUUUGCCCGUGAUCUUACUGUCUUAUAUUUGCUGGAGGGGGUUGCACAAAGCCACAUGGGGAGGCUGGUCACUGCAGUGUCUGCACGAGUGGAGAACCUUUGCCAAGCUGGCCAUCCCGAGCAUGCUCAUGUUUUGGAUGGAGUAUGGAUCUAUGGAAGUGGGAGGAUUCCUUGUUGGCCAAAUCAGUGAAGUUGAGCUAGCAGCCCAGGCUGUGAUGUGUGAACUGACAGUUAUAACUGGCUUGUUGUCACUUGGAAUUUCUUCUGCUGCUUGUGUCCGAGUGGGGAAUGCGCUUGGUGCAGGAAACAGUGAGCAAGCCAAGCUGUCUUGCAAAGUUUCCAUCAUCUUUACAUCUGUAGUGGCUUGUUGUGUUGGAGUUUGCCUCACCCUCUCCAAGGAUGCAGUUGGCAACAUUUUCACUAAAGACCUGGACAUUUUGAAACGGACUUCUGAUGUCAUGGUUGUUUUUUUUUAUAUUCACCUUUCUGAUGCUGUUGGGAAUGUGGGUGGAGGUGUCAUUCGAGGAGUUGGGAAACUCAAGUUCGGUGCUGCGUUUAACUUAAUUGUGCACUAUUGCAUUGGCCUUCCCAUUGGUGUGUCCUUAAUGUUCGCAACAACAAUGGGCGUCGUAGGACUUUGGACCGGUCUUACCGUCUCUGUUGGACUACAGGGUAUUUUCUUCAGUGCAUUUUUGUACAAACCUGACUGGAUGAAGGCUGUUGAAAACGCUCAAAUGAGAGCAGGAGUCCAGGUCACUUUUGAAAACAUGGUGGGAAUCCAAGCGGGCGACCCAGACUUAAACACCAACCAGGCUCCGGUUGGUGCCCCCGCACCAAGAUGUGAGGUCGCCGCAGGGGACCACACGCUCCCACAGAAUCCAGGUCAUGAAAACGCGAACAACAUGGCCAGAGAUGUUCCCAGAGUAAAAGAAUUGCUUUUACGUCGUGCCUUGGUGUUACUCGUCAUGGUUGUCAUCUUUGCGGCUGGGAUCGUCGCCAGUCACUUCUUUGUCAGACUGCCGAAUUGAGUCUUGGGCCAUAUAUGGCCCCUGAACUACAAUGGCAAAUGAGUUUCUUCUUCCACUAUGUCAAACACAACCAGUGCAGGACCUGCUUCCUGCAAUUGAAGGAAAUGUUAGGAGCGGUUUCAAUUGGACAGGAUUGAAGUUUGCUUUGAACACACCCACAACAGCGCAAAUCUCUCAGUCGUGCACUGAUGUAUGCCAGUCCGUACAUGAAAUAAGAGGCCAAUACCUCGGACAUUCUGACUUUAUAAAGAUAAUGCUCAGAAAUGACAAUACCAAAGUUAUUUAUUGUUCAAAUGUAAAACUGCUUCAUCGUAUUGAAAGCAGUUGGGUAUUUUGAUGAUCCGGAUGAGCUGUAUGAGAGAGACUGAAUUAUUAUAGACAGUUCUCACUGCAAGCCACAACCACAAUUAUGAACAUAUUAUAAUUUUAAAACCUUGCAGAACAUUAAAAACUUUCGACACA